This is a messenger RNA of Cotesia glomerata, 2439 nucleotides long. RefSeq lists its product as uncharacterized. Gene Ontology annotation, molecular function: protein dimerization activity. Lineage: Eukaryota; Metazoa; Arthropoda; Insecta; Hymenoptera; Braconidae. The coding region runs from base 1337 to 2206 and encodes 289 amino acids. The transcript has 2 exons. The record is from RefSeq and is a predicted model, not a curated record.
AAUCGUGGCCCGUUUUUUGCGAGUUUCGACCUUUGACUAACUUCAAGACUUUCAUGUAUUUUAAUUUAGAGGAUUAGAAGAUACAUACAGAGACGUACAGUUAUGGUAUAUUAGCAUUUACAGCGACAUCUAGUAUAAAUUGUGAUAUAGGAGGGAAAAAUUUUUCUCUGCAAAUACAUCACAGUACAUCUGCUGGACAUCAUAAACACGUAUAGAAGAAAUAGAACUGUUAAAAAUACUGAAUGUUAAAUAAAUAAUUUUACUAUUAAAUUGAUUGUCAAGAUAUUUCCAUGCAGUUCGAUUAUAUCUCUUAAUUGUUUAAAUCAGAAGAGAAAAAAAAUACAACGGUUUGAGGUUAUUAAAUAGAAAAAUGAACAGCAAAAAGAAACCAAAAUCUCUAUAUGUUCAAAAGUUUCGAAAUGAUUGGCUAAUGGACCCAUUACUUAAAGAUUGGUUGACAUCAGUUGUUAACGAAGCUGGCGAAAAAUUAUCGAAAUGUUUGAUGUGUGGGACAACUUUAAAAAACUACUACAGUACUUUAAAAGAUCAUGCUUCUGCCUCUAAGCAUGUACGAUUAAUUAAGGAAAUUACAAGCGCUAAUCAGCCAAAAUUACCAUUUAAACCAGCAAACGUUUCAAAUAUUCAACAAGAAGAAGCUGGCUUUGCUUUAUAUAUUGCUGUACACUCAAGUAUCAAUGUAUACUAUGUAAACUAUAGUUGAUCAUUUAAGUGAAGUUAUUAAUCAUACUCACAAAGAUCAAGACAAGAUUAAACUACAUCGCACAAAAUGUGGAAAUAUCAUAAAAAAUAUAAUUGCACCACAUUUUUUUGAUUGUUUAAAAAAUGAUUUAAAUAAUCAGCAUUACAGUUUGUUACUUGACGAGUCUACGGAUGUAUCUGUGUCGAAAUACCUUGGAAUAAUUAUAAUUUAUUAUAGUAAUGCUCAUAAGAAAGUUAUAUCUACAUACUUAGACCUUGUUGAGCUAAGAGAUUGUGAUGCUUCAGGUAUAGUUUCAGCGAUAAAAAAACAUUAAAUCGUUAUGAUUUACCCAUUAACAAUUUAUUAGGGAUAGGUACUGAUAAUGCUUCCGUGAUGGUUGGAGUAAACAAUGGUGUUUCUGCUAUUUUGAGAAGAGAAGUACCUCAUCUUGUUCUCGUGAGAUGUCUUUGUCACUCAUUAUAAAUAGCUGUGUCUAAUGCUGCUAAAAACUUUCUACCGAGAAAUUCGGAAUUUAUUAUUGAAGAAACCUAUAACUGGUUCAGUAAUUCUUCACAACGUCAAACUGAAUAUAAAGAUCUCUAUGCAGCAAUCCACGAUGACCAAAAUCCGUUGAAAAUGGUGCGGUCGUGUCAAACGCGGUGGCUCUCAAUCGAAUCUGCCGUUUCUCGGAUAUUUUCUCAAUGGUUAGAAUUGAAAACACACUUUUCUAUUGCUCGAACUAGAGAUAAAAGUUACAAAGCAGAGCUGUUGUAUAAAAAUUAUGAAGAUGAUAUGAAUUACGCUUACAUUGCAUUUUUAUGUCCUAUUUUAGUAGCGGUCAAUAGAGUCAACAAAAUGUUCGAAACUAAAGAUGCAAACCAUACAAAAUUGUGUGAUGAGUUAAAUGGUUUAAUUGAUAUGUUGGUUAGUAAAAUAACUUUACCAACGCAGAGAGUGAAUAUUUUUACUCAAAAAAUUCAAGACUUUGUUGAUAGAACAUGUUACCUAGGCUAUAAAUUUGAAUCGUUCAUGUCAGGUAUGGUCGCAAAAGGAUUUGACAAAAAUCAGGAAAUAAUUAUACGUGAAAGGUGUAUUCAAUUUGUUGUGGAUCUGAUCAAUCAGAUAAAAGAACGAUUACCUGAAAAUUUGAGUAUAAUGCAAAAAAUCAACAGGAUUAGUGUUGAUCAUGCUUUAAGUCAUAAUAAAGAAUCUAUUGUUGAUUUGUUACGCCAUUUUGGCAAAGAUGAUAAUUAUAUAGCCAAAGCAGAUGACCAGUGGCGUCGUAUUCAUCUUUUGAAGUGGUCAGAAACAAAAAAUACUAAUAAAUUUUGGUAUGAAGUUCUUGAAUUUAAAGAUUCACUCGGUAAUUCUCGCUUUAACGAAUUAGCCAGUUUUGCUAUUUGUUUACUAACGCUUCCUCACUCGAAUACCGAUGUGGAAAGAUUAUUUAGUACUAUGAAUUUAACAAAAACAAAACAACGUAAUCGUAUGAAGCCAGACAUGUGAAAAUCAAUUUUAACAAUUCGUGGAGGAUUAACAAGGGAAUCAAAAUGCUGCAAUAAUUAUGAAUUUCCUGCUGAUGUGAUAAAAAAAAUUAGAACCAACGAAGUUUAUGUAAAGUCCACAGAUCUCGAACAGUCUAGUGAUGUUUCAUCCAACGAGGAUGAAUAGCUUUAUUAUUAAUAUUCUAAGCAGAAUGUUUAUUUGUUAUUUAAUGAGAGACAUAUAUAUACAUACAU